AUGGCAACGACAGGAGGGGCGACAGGAGGCAAGAACAGCUUCGAUUUCAAGUUCAGCCAGUGUUUUGGUGACAAGGCUGACAUUGUGGUGACGGAGGCAGACAUCAUCACGGCGGUGGAGUUCGAUCCGACAGGCGAUUUCCUCGCGACAGGCGACCGGGGCGGCCGCGUGGUGCUGUUCGAGCGCAAUAACAGCAAGCACUGCGAAUAUAAGUUUCUCACGGAGUUCCAGUCGCACGACGCGGAGUUCGACUACCUCAAGUCUCUGGAGAUCGAGGAGAAAAUAAACCAGAUCAAGUGGUGUCGUCCUACCAACCAAUCGCAUUUCCUGCUGAGCACAAACGACAAAACCAUCAAGCUUUGGAAGAUCUACGAGAAAAACAUCAAGCUCGUCAGUGAGAACAACCUGAGCGAAGGUGCGUUCAAUUCGCUUUCGGGGUCGACUUCCAAGAGUAGCACCUCCAACCAUGGUAACGGGUCCGCGAAAGCAGUGCUGUCAUUGUCGUCGCUCAAGCUUCCUAGGCUCUCGCAACACGACAAGAUCAUUGCGGCCGCUCCGAAAAGGACUUACAGUAACGCGCACACAUAUCACAUCAACUCCAUAUCAAUAAAUUCCGACCAAGAAACCUUCAUCAGUGCCGACGAUCUGAGAAUCAACUUGUGGAAUUUAGACAUACCAGAUCAGUCCUUCAAUAUCGUGGAUAUCAAACCCGCCAAUAUGGAAGAGCUAACGGAAGUAAUUACGAGUGCGGAUUUCCAUCCUCAGCAUUGCAAUCUGUUCAUGUACUCGUCUUCCAAAGGUACCAUCAAACUGGCCGACAUGCGACAAAAUGCAUUGUGCGAUUUUCGCGCCAAGACUUUCGAAGAGUAUUUGGACCCCAUGAAUCACAACUUCUUCACCGAAAUAACGUCCUCGAUAUCUGACGUCAAGUUUAGCCCUGAUGGUCGUUAUAUUGCAUCCAGAGAUUACUUAACGGUGAAGAUAUGGGAUGUGAACAUGGACAGCAAGCCUGUGAAAACCAUCAAUAUACAAGAUCAGCUCAAAGAUCGCUUAAGUGACACUUACGAGAAUGAUGCGAUUUUCGACAAAUUUGAAGUUAACUUCAGCGGUAACAGCUCAAGUUUGAUGACAGGUUCCUACAAUAACACUUUUAUGAUAUAUCCUGAUGUAGUUGGUGGCAAGACCAGCAGCUCGCCGGCCAUGGACGAAAUCGUUCUCCAAGCCGAUAAGACAGCAUUCAAAUCCAAGAAACUGGGAUCGUUGGAACAGCAAAGCGCGCGUAAUAAACAGUGGGGCGAUGAUAUAGAUUUCAAGAAAUCUAUUCUGCAUUUCUCCUGGCAUCCAAGAGAAAACAGCGUGGCUAUCGCUGCAACCAAUAAUCUAUUCAUAUUUUCAGCAUUAUAA
Molecule: messenger RNA, 1404 nt
Organism: Lachancea dasiensis
Lineage: Eukaryota; Fungi; Ascomycota; Saccharomycetes; Saccharomycetales; Saccharomycetaceae
Source: the annotation of a GenBank genome assembly